Molecule: messenger RNA, 394 nt
Organism: Hevea brasiliensis (rubber tree)
Lineage: Eukaryota; Viridiplantae; Streptophyta; Magnoliopsida; Malpighiales; Euphorbiaceae
Product: flowering-promoting factor 1-like protein 2
Exons: 1
Coding region: 92-394 (100 amino acids)
Biological process (GO): regulation of flower development; vegetative to reproductive phase transition of meristem
Source: RefSeq, a predicted model, not a curated record
ACUACUCUUUCUUUCUCUUCUACCUUGCAGCAACAUACAUACAUUUAUAUAUAUUUACUAGAACAACACUACUGCAACCGAAAAAAAAAGAAUGUCAGGAGUUUGGGUUUUCAAUCCUAAUGGCGUAAUAACUACCCAAAAUACUUCCAAGAGAAAGGUUUUGGUGCACUUGCCAACAGACCAAGUCAUAUCUUCUUACUCUUCUCUGGAGCAGAUACUGAGAGAAUUAGGGUGGGAAAGGUACUAUGGGGGGGACCCUGACCUCUUCCAAUUCCACAAACAAUCUUCCAUUGACCUAAUCUCUCUUCCAAGGGAUUUCUCCAAGUUCACCUCGGUUUACAUGUACGAUAUUGUGAUUAAGAACCCCAAUGUCUUCCACGUCCGCAAUAUGUGA